AUGCCUCUUUCCUCAGCAGCUCGUCAGCGGUUAAUCCGCCUUGCCCAAGUUCUUGUCGGAGGUCCGGCUGUAACAUUCGGGGGUCUAGCCUUAUGGACUCGGAAAUGCGCAUUCGAGCCUUUCGGACCAGGCACUGAUGCAUUGUUCAGACAUCCCAUAUUGAAGGAUCUAAAUCCCCGGAAUAAUCCCAGCACUCACGACUCUUGUGUCCGAAAAGUGCCGUUUGAGGAGCUGAGGCCGGAGCUGUUGGAGGAUGCGAGAAACGGCGGGAGUGCUUUGGUGGAGGAGUUUUCACGGGGGAUGUGGGCGGGAUAUGGAUAUGGGAUUCAGAGGAGGAUAAUGGGAUUGACCAAGAGUCCUGAGAACCGUACCGAUUUGUGGACUCCAGAAGAGCUUGGCCGAAGCACAUAUGAACCUGAAACGGUUCUGACAAACCACUUUCUUGUCCUCGAUAAAUCAGCAACGUCAAUAACAUUUCGUGGCUGCCCUGCUCCCAAGGAAUCUCCCUUUAAACCACGCGACCUGGAUAACUUGUUCUCUUUGACGGCAGAAUUGAACGAGAAGCGUAAACAGGCUGAGUUUAGACUCAAAGCCAUAACUUUUGACGCGGUGACAACGACGCCAAAGGAAGAUCCGUUUGGUGGCGUGCCGGGUGCGUUGCAUCGGAUUUAUGCGAAGCUGCUCGUUGAGGCGGCUGUGGGAUGGUGUGUCAGGUAG
Trichoderma breve is the source of this 717-nucleotide messenger RNA. RefSeq lists its product as uncharacterized. The transcript has 3 exons. Lineage: Eukaryota; Fungi; Ascomycota; Sordariomycetes; Hypocreales; Hypocreaceae. Bases 1 to 717 code for a protein of 238 amino acids. The record is from RefSeq and is a predicted model, not a curated record.